GCUAAGUCAAGCAACAAGCCUAAGCCUCCAACACUUGGAUUUGUUUGGUUGUAGUCUAGCAGGGUUUCAUUGUGCAUAGCAAUGGACAAGGUGAUGAAGUUGGCGUCGCAGAGGGCAGUCGUCGUGUUUAGCUUGAGCUCGUGUUGUAUGUGCCACACCGUGAAGAGCCUCUUCCAUGACCUUGGUGUCAAUGCCGCUAUCCAUGAGCUCGACGAGGUCCCGUGGGGGCGAGAGAUGGAGAAAGCUCUGGCUAAGCUCGUGGGGCGAAACUCACCGGUGCCAGUCGUGUUCAUUGGAGGGAAGUUGAUUGGAUCGACCGACAAAAUCAUGUCGUUGCACCUCGGGGGCAGGCUGGUCCCUCUCCUUCGCGAUGCGGGCGCGCUUUGGGUUUGA
This is a messenger RNA of Zingiber officinale, 393 nucleotides long. RefSeq names its product putative glutaredoxin-C14. Lineage: Eukaryota; Viridiplantae; Streptophyta; Magnoliopsida; Zingiberales; Zingiberaceae. The transcript has a single exon. The record is from RefSeq and is a predicted model, not a curated record. Bases 82 to 393 code for a protein of 103 amino acids.